Messenger RNA from Trichoderma breve, 867 nucleotides. RefSeq lists its product as uncharacterized. Lineage: Eukaryota; Fungi; Ascomycota; Sordariomycetes; Hypocreales; Hypocreaceae. The coding region runs from base 1 to 867 and encodes 288 amino acids. The record is from RefSeq and is a predicted model, not a curated record. The transcript has a single exon.
AUGAUGGCGCUCAAAGCUCUCUGUGUGACGACGGGCUUUGUUUCCAUCGCUGCUGCGGGUUCUGUUUAUCAAAGGUCCGUCCAUAUGGUCUAUGCCUUGAAUGGCGGCUUGGGCAUUCCCUCGAUUUCAGAUCAGCAAUACUUAGAUGCCUUUGAUGAGGCUGAUGUGACGGCUCUCGUUCCCUUCUUUCUCAAUGUUGCCAAUCCGUCAGCCUACGAGAGUAUGAUUCGCAGUGUGCAAGCCAGAAACAUCACCAUAAUUCCUGGAAUCGGGAGGGCACCUAGUGCGGGUGAUAUGGACAGCCAGGUUUACCUCGACAUGGCUGCCGCUGUCAAGCCGUACACCGACUAUGUGCGCAUCGAAAAUAUGCAAGGCUUCUACGACAUGUACGGCAAAACUGGCACUCAAAAUUUCAUAAACUACUGCCGGACGCAGGGUUUUAAGCACAUCAUGAUGAAUCCCUGGCCUACCACAAGCAAUGGAAGUCUUGUAUCAUUUAACUGUGCAGAGUGCGAUUCUGCAUUCAAUUCGGUAAUUGUCAAGAGGAGUUCACAGUAUGUGUUGGACCCUAGUCCACUCAACUGGCACGUUGACAUUGGACCAAUUGAUCAAGUUCGGGCUCUAAUCCCACAUAUUCCAAUUUUGAUCAAUUAUGAGAGCCCAGGUCCGCAGACAAUUCUCACAAACGAGGAGAAUCAACAAAAGGGCUCCUCCCUCGACGCGUUCAAAAUUACGAUUGGGGACAUCACUAGCCAAUAUGAUUCAUAUAAUUUACACUGGGCUCCUCCUUUGACUCAGUCUUACAACUCAAUUGGCUUGGGGACAUGGGAUUGGAUCGCCAAUGAGCUCAAGGCAAUCACAGCUUAA